Gossypium arboreum is the source of this 833-nucleotide messenger RNA. RefSeq lists its product as uncharacterized. The transcript has 2 exons. Gene Ontology annotation, biological process: protein import into mitochondrial matrix; protein stabilization; protein folding. Gene Ontology annotation, molecular function: zinc ion binding; protein-folding chaperone binding. Gene Ontology annotation, cellular component: mitochondrion. NCBI's taxonomy places the organism in Eukaryota, Viridiplantae, Streptophyta, Magnoliopsida, Malvales, Malvaceae. The record is from RefSeq and is a predicted model, not a curated record. Bases 81 to 647 code for a protein of 188 amino acids.
AAUAUAUAAAUACACCGUGUCCAAAUUCCGAACUCGGUUCCUCAGGUUCAAACCAUUCAUUUGGCUUCUGUCGGCUAAGGAUGUCUCACUUUCGGCGGCUUCUUUCUCUUCUUGCUCGAAAUCAACCUCAAGCCUCUCUUUUCAAAGAACCUCUUUCACCAGCCAUCUCUUCUGCAAGUGUAUCCUUCAACAGUAGAUAUGACUUUUAUAGAAGAUGGCUCCAAACUCAACCUGAUCCUUCCGGCCUGGCUAUUGACAACACCGAAAACCAAGAAGCCGACAGUUUAAAGCCUGCUUCUUGCUCAGCUAAUGUACCUUCGGAGACAAACGAUUCUGCCAUGAAGCAUACUGCUAUAUCUAACUUGAAAACAUCUGCAAGGCACGAUCUUGCCAUGAUAUUCACGUGCAAAGUCUGUGAAACGCGAUCAGUUAAGACAGCUUGCCGUGAAUCAUACGAGAAAGGUGUGGUUGUGGUGAGAUGUGGAGGAUGUAAUAAUUUACAUCUGAUUGCAGACCGGCUCGGUUGGUUCGGUGAACCAGGAAGCAUAGAAGAGUAUCUAGCUGCUCGUGGGGAGGAAGUGAAGAGAGGCUCAGUUGAAACCCUGAAUCUCACUCUUGAAGAUUUAGCUGGAAAGGGAGCCCUUUAACUGAAAUUUCGUGGCUCUUGUAAACAAACAUAGUUCAUAUAUAAAUGGUUAGAUUUUCCUUUUUGGUGUUUAUCAAUUUAAAUAAUUGAUUUUAGAUGAGAUUUUGAUUUUUUUUAAUGAGGUGUGAUUUAUUUUCAUGAAUAUGUUUAUUUAUUAUUUAUUUAUAAUAACAAUGAAUUUGAAAAA